This is a messenger RNA of Bacillus rossius redtenbacheri, 17576 nucleotides long. Its product is annotated as diacylglycerol kinase eta. Gene Ontology annotation, biological process: diacylglycerol metabolic process; lipid phosphorylation; intracellular signal transduction. NCBI's taxonomy places the organism in Eukaryota, Metazoa, Arthropoda, Insecta, Phasmatodea, Bacillidae. The record is from RefSeq and is a predicted model, not a curated record. The transcript is spliced from 27 exons. Gene Ontology annotation, molecular function: protein binding; ATP-dependent diacylglycerol kinase activity. Bases 152 to 5212 code for a protein of 1686 amino acids.
GAAGUAGUUACGAGAAACGUUGUUAGAGAGCGGACAAGUGCUCGCCGCGCGCUACCGUACGGUAUGGACCGCCCAGAAACGUUAAUCAUUUUUAGGUCCCGACAACGCAUGCCGUGAUGUUUUGAAUGCCUGUCGUUUUGUUAAAGAAAAAAUGGCGGCUGGUGGCAAGAGUGCGGGUGGUGUUUCUCGUAGAACUGGUGAAAAUACGGGUGAAGAAUCUUCAGAAAGCGAUGGUGAAACAGAACCGGCUUUAUCUUUCCACCGUAGGCUGUCCACCAACAAGGAUAUCAAACGAGCCGCCUCCACCAAGGAAGGGUACCUCAUGAAGCAGACGUGGUCCUUCCAGCGGUGGAGGCGGCGCUAUUUCAAGCUCAGGGGGAACAAGCUGUACUACGCUAAAGACACAAAGGCUGUGAUCUUCGACGAGAUCUCUCUGACGGACCUCAGCUUCGCCGAGUGCAGCAUCAAGAACGUGAACCACAGCUUCCAGCUGAUCACCCCUUACCGGCGGUUGGUGCUGUGCGCCGAGUCGCGCCGGGAGAUGGAGGAGUGGAUCAGCGCGCUGAAGGCCGCGAGCAGCCGCGAGUACUACGAGGCGGGAGAGCACCCGGACUUCCUGUCAGGGCAUCAUCACUGGUAUGCGACCUCCCACGCCAGGCCCACUUACUGCAACGUGUGCCGCGAGGCUCUUUCAGGUGUGACGUCGCAUGGCCUGAGCUGCGAGGUGUGCAAGUGCAAGGUGCACAAGAGGUGUGCCGUGAAGGCCAUCAGCAACUGCAAGUGGACCACGUUGGCCAGCAUCGGCAAGGACAUCAUCGAAGAUGAUGAUGGAACACUCACGAUGCCUCAUCAGUGGAUGGAAGGAAACCUCCCUGUGUCUGCAAAAUGUGCUGUCUGUGAUAAAACAUGUGGGUCAGUUCUCAGGUUACAGGACUGGAGGUGUCUGUGGUGCCGCGCGACGGUCCACACCGCCUGCAGGCCCCUGCACCCGGUGCACUGCCCCCUGGGCCCCAGCCGUGUCAGCGUCGUGCCCCCCACCGCUCUGCACAGCAUCGGUAGCGACGAGGCGUGGGAGGCGACGCGGCCGCAGGGCAGCUCCCCGCUGCUCGUGUUCGUCAACUCCAAGUCCGGGGACAACCAGGGGGUCAAGUUCCUGCGCCGGUUCAAGCAGCUCCUCAACCCGGCGCAGGUGUUUGACCUCAUCAGUACCGGCCCUGGGCUCGGGUUACGGCUCUUCCGACACUUCAAUCCAUUCCGUAUUUUAGUUUGCAGUGGUGACGGCUCCAUCGGCUGGGUGCUGUCUGAAAUAGACAGGUUGAGCAUGCAUAAGCAGUGCCAGCUGGGGGUGCUGCCCCUGGGCACGGGCAACGACCUGGCCCGGGUCCUGGGCUGGGGCAGCUCCUGCGACGACGACACGCACCUGCCCCAGCUGCUCGAGAGGUACGAGAUGGCCUCCACCAAGAUGCUGGACAGGUGGAGCAUCAUGACGUACGAGCGCAGCAUCACCAUCUCGACCCGCAAGCUGUCCCAUCUGGAGCCCUCGUCCACCAUCGCCGCGUACGAGGACUCCCUCGUGUCCCACCUCACCAAGAUACUGCAGUCCGACCAGCACACCGUCGUCAUCUCGUCUGCAAAAGUGCUGUGCGAGACAGUGAAGGACUUCAUAGUGCGCGCUGCAGAAGUCAGCAUCGGCCAAGGGGACCAGCAGUUCAGCGACAAGUGCCAGGUGCUCAAGGACAAGCUGGAUCUCCUGCUGCAGACGCUGCACCAGGAGGAGGUGUUCAUCCAGCAGCCGGAGGAGGUAGUCCCACUGCCAGACGGUGAGGAGAAGAGCUCACUGGAGCGUCCGGAGAAAGACGUGCACGAGAGACCCCGCCCUCCCAGGAGGAUGUCGAGGGUGGCCCAGCGAGAGACGCUGAUGAGCCGUGCCAACAGCCUGAAGAAGGCCAUCCGGCAGCUGGUGGAGCACACGGAGCAGGCAGUGGACGAGCAGAACAAGCCGCCAUUGGUGGGAGAGGAGCUUCCCGUCUCCGGCCUCCCGCAGUUCACCAUCACCCCUCCUCCCCCCUCCACCAGGAGCUGCGACACCCUGCAGGUGUUGCCGACCAUCGAGUCUGUGUCCAGCACAGAAGUCAGCCCUUGCCCUUCGCCUCAUUCCUUCGUACAUUCCUCAUCUUCGACGGAACUCGGAAUCUGCAGUCGCCUCACUGCCAUCUCUCCCCUGCCCGACUUGCGUCGGGACUCUGCCUGUGAUGACCUGCUCCCACUGCCUGUGCCCCUCGAGUUCGCGGACCCCCGUCGCAGCCUGGUCCCAUCUGAGGAUGGGGAGGGAUCUUCUCUUGCUGUGCCUGCCCCCAAGGGACUUUUGCCCCCUUCCCAGGACUCUGUUCCACGUCGGUUCUCUGCGAGUCUGCACGACGAAGUGUGCGUCGAGAAAGUGGAAAUUAAACGAAGUGCUUCAUUGGAGGACUUCGCACUUUUUUCAGAACCGAAGGUUCUUUCCAAAGAGGAAAAGGAUAUUGGGAACACUAUUGUCGCCUCAUCAAAAGGCGACCUGAUGUGUGAUGAAUCGCAGUCUGCACUGUUAUCAACGUCCGAGAGCCUCGAACUGAAGCGGGACUUCAACGAGGGCAUCGGAUUCUUGGAAAACUUGGAGGGACCAAACUCUUUGCAAGACAAUCAUGAAAGUGACACAUUGCGGGUAGACAUCGAAAGCCUUACUAGUAGUCCUAUAGAGGACGAUGACAAAAAAUAUAUGUUUGAUUCUUUGUUCGUGCCCGACAGGGAUGGCGAUGCAUCUCGUAGGGGUUCUUCAGUUCUAGAGGACAUAGAGAAAGUCGUUGGUCACAUUGACUCUCCUGAUAACACAGAGACGGACAAUAUUAAGGAUGAUACCAGUGAAGGAAGCGAGGAGGCUCUCAAGCACGAAGAAUUGGAGGAUGUUCCUUUGCCACCAGAGGUAAGUUUACAAAGUGAACUGGUUGCUGCUGGGUUUCCAGUCACGCCAAGUCCCAACAUAGACCUCAUGUCUCCCGAAGAAGAGUUGGAGGAGGACGAUGACUCGGGAGAGCUGGUGAAGGUGCGAGGUGCCAGCCUGGCACACUUCUCGGAAGGCAACGACAUCGGUCGCAAGUCGUUUUACAAGCACGUCAAGACGAAAGCCCCGACCGACAAGCCGAGAGCAUGCAGAACUCUAGGAGAGCGUGAGGGGCGUGGGUUCCUAGACAUAGUGAAGAUACAGAUCCAGGGCUCGAGCAACAAUCUGAGCGGGGACGUGUCGCGGCGACCGAGCGGGGCCAUGUCGGACGGGGAGGAGGACGAGCUGCUGAGGUUCCACGUUCGGGACAAGCCGCGGCCCCGGGGCGGCCUGGUCAAGUCAGAGAGCGAGGAAGGCCCCACAAUCCGCCACCACGACUUCCCACCCAUCAUCAGCGUGGUGGUGAACCCCCCAUCGCCAGUCAUGUCUGAUGAGGGAGGGGACGACGAUGGACUAAAGCUGCGACGCUUCAGUGAAGAUAGCGCAGGCAAGCUUUUAGCAUCAUCGACCAUGGAGGAACUACGUUGCUCACCUGCCGCCUCCCGUCGCAUAUCCAGUAUCAGCCUGCUGAAGGCUCCCGGGAGCGAGCGCGACCGAUCCCGCAGCAUCGACAAGGAGCCCGUGGCGGCCGUGUCCAAGAAGCUGCCCAUCAUCAACCCCCUCGUACGUCUCCCCAUGUGGCCCAAUAUAAGUGGUGGAGCAGGACUCGUGAGCAAGGCGUUGCUGGCCAAUGCCGAUGCUCUGUGCGCCGCGGCCUCGCCCCUCAUGGACCCUGAUGAGACGCUCAUGGAGGGCUACUAUGAGCGGGUUGUAAUGAACAACUACUUUGGGAUCGGCAUUGAUGCCAAGAUUUCUUUGGACUUCCACCAAAAGCGUGAGGAGCACCCAGAGAAAUGCCGCUCCAGAGCGAAGAAUUACAUGUGGUACGGGGUGCUGGGAAGCAAGGAGUGGCUGCAGAAGACGUACAAGAACCUGGAGCAGCGUGUGAAGCUGGAGUGUGACGGCCAGCGCAUACCCCUGCCGUCCCUCCAGGGCAUCGUCAUCCUCAACAUCCCCAGCUUCAUGGGUGGUACCAACUUCUGGGGCGGCACCAAGGAGGACGACUGCUUCCUGGCUCCCAGCUUCGACGACCGCGUCCUCGAGGUGGUGGCGGUGUUUGGCUCGGUGCAGAUGGCGGCGUCUCGCCUCAUCAACCUGCAGCACCACCGCAUCGCGCAGUGCCAGACCAUCCAGAUAACCAUCCUCGGAGACGAAGGAGUGCCAGUCCAAGUGGACGGGGAGGCAUGGGUCCAGCCACCGGGCAUGAUUCGCAUCAUCCACAAGAACCGCAUGCAGAUGCUAUGCAGGAACCGGGCCCUGGAGACGUCGCUGAAGCAGUGGGAGGAGAAGCAGCGGCACGCCAUGAGCCACUCUCAGUCCUCGCAGUCCUCGCAGUCCCAGUCGCAGCCCCAGGGUGCCGAGCGGCCCAGGAAGCUGUCCGCGCCCUUCACGGAUGACGAGAACCAGCUCCUGGUGGCCUUCAUCGAGUGUGUCACCACGCUCGUCAAAUAUGUAAAGCUUUUGACAAUCAGCCAUCCAUCAAUAGAAGAUGAAUUGUACCAGUUGGCAGUCCAGACCUCAGCUCACCUUGAGAAAGUUCAUCCUGGUGGCAAGAUAGUCGAAGGACCGAACCUUCGCCCUCAAGUGACGGAGUUGGUGUCGAGUGCGAGACAGCUGUACGAGGAAGCCUGCAACCUCCUCCGGGAGAAAGCACACCAUCUGAAGCUGCGCGAGGACCUGGAGGGGAAGCUGAGCGCGGCGCUGGGCAGCAUGGAGAUGGAGCUGCGCAAGUGCGUCACCUACGACAGUGCAGGGCUGGUGCACUUCCAGCAGCCCGAGGACCAGGGCUGCGGCGAGCGCAAGGGACGGUCGCGCGGACUGUUCUGGCAGCGGUUCCGGCGAGGGGGCAGCGGCAGUGGCAGAGCGGCACGUGACGUGGCCGCCUGGGGCACGGCCGAGGUGGCCGCCUGGCUCGACACGCUGCAGCUGCCCGAGUACGCGGAGAGCUUCGUGCGCCACGACAUACGUGGCCGAGAGCUGCUCACCCUGGGGCGGCGCGACCUCAAGGAGCUGGGGGUCACCAAGGUGGGCCACGUCAAGCGCAUCCUGCAGGCCGUGCGAGACCUCACCAUGUGAUCCAAGAGCGUGUAAGUGGCCCCCUCCCCUGCCCGAGUUGCGUCCGCCACGUGCCGUCUUCUUCCCGAGGUGCUUUGUACAGUUCCUGAACCGGAGUAAAGCUGCUGCCUUUGUUUUUUCUUGUUUGUUGAAGUACGUAGUUCCUUAGCUCCUUUCGACUUAUCUUGCCACUGGCGAUUCUGACUUCCCGUUGACUCUUCAACAUUGAUGUCGUCUGUGUGUUGAAUCUGUAUUGUCUACACGUUUAAAAACUUAAAGUAAUUGGAAACCUGGAACUAUUUUCGUAAGCAAUUUUUUUAUGUGCACUUGAGCCUGUGCCCAGUUACAAAGUGCACUCACAUGUUCGUGGACCAAACAUUUUUUUGAGAAAUGAUUCAAAAUGGAGGGAAAUAUUUUAUUCUGUCUUCUCUUUGUCUCGAUAUUUUUGCUCAAUUGUUCUCUGAGCUGAAAUAUUAUACCUUUUGACAUGUCUCAACUGAUGUGCCACAUUGUGUUGUUAUGUGUUCUUAAGCAUGUGGUGGAUGCUAACUGACAUUAUCAUUAUGUACUGGGGCCACUUACAAGAACAUAACUACCGAUAUCUUAGAUUAUCAUCUUUGUACAGUACCUGUGACAUUAAUAUUGAUUCGAAAGACGUCCUGCUGCGUUCUGACAUCAUGUAAGUGAUUGCUGAAUCAACGAGAUUCAGCUACUUUUUUUGUUAAGUCUUUGUUUUUAGAUUCUACUCACAAAUUGUACUUGUAUUUUAUUUAAUGUUUUUUCAGUAUAAAGUAGUUUAUCAUGACAUUAGGAUUUAGAAUAUAAGCAUGCAACCAUAAGGCGUAUACAUUUUUGUAUUAGUGUGUGUAAUGACAAUCUAGGUACAAACUUUCUUCUGAAGAUUAUAAAAAUGUUAUGAUUGUAAUAUAGUCAUAGGAUAAGAGUGAUUUGAACCUAAAAUAGGGAGAUUUUUGUAGUUUUUUAGCUUCCUCGUGACAUUGCUGUUGCAGAAAUCGAAAUCAAACUCAGUGGUAUGGUUUUUGUGAAAUAAGAAGCCCAUUGGAUGUGUUUGUUUAGUUUUUAUGCCUAUUUGCAUUGUAAACAUUACUUUGAUUUAAUUUCUAAACAAUGCAAAGUUUGUAAAAUUAUGCAUUUGGAACUGCAAACAUUUAGUAGUAAACUUUCCUUUAUUGUGCAAGAAGCAGCCACUACCUCUUUCUUAGCGCUAUCUUGUUUCAGCUAGAAAAUGUAAUAUUUCCUUGCACAUGUAGUACUGAUAGUUUAUGUUACAUUGUCUUCACGUUUCUUGUUGCCUAUACUUUAAAUUGUAGAAAUAAUGCACUGUGAAUCUGGCAAGUAGUAAUGAGGCAGUAAUAGAGAAGUGAUUUAAUUUGUUUGGUGUUUAUAAUAUAAUGAAAUACUCAUUUAUCACCUUGCAUUCUUGUUUGGUUUUGCAGAUGUCUUUCCUUUCAAUUAAAGUCAUUUGGAAGAUACAAAGCCAGUGAUGUAGUAAAAAAUAUACUAAAGUAAAUUAUUUUCCUAAAUUGUUAUGGUAAUAUUACAUAAUAGUAGCAUCUUAUGCAUUGAACUGAAUGACACUUGAGAAAAAUUGCAUUCUCUUCAUGCAAACAACAUAGGUAAUUGCAGUCCAUAUUUAAUUUUAAUUUUCAAUAUCGAUACCUAAAAUUUAAGUAGCAUUGUUUGAUAAGAACAGUCUGCAAUAGUGUGCAAAUUUUUUCAUGAUAUUUAAUCAUAUAAUUAGAGGAAAGUAUAUAAGACUAGUAAAAUACUUUAAUUUCUUUUGAUAGACAUCUUCUGCAAGAGAAUUUAAUUACGUAUGAGGUGAUGUGACAAGGCCAAUCUUAGCCUUUAACAUCCAGCUGUCUUUUUAUUUUAUGCAACCUAAGUACCACUGUAUACUUUAUACAUUAUACUGCUUUGCAUUCUCCACUAAUGUAUUUAAAUGCUUGCAAAAAGUUUGUAGAACUUUUAGAAGGUCUUUUGAGAUAAUUUAUAUCAUCACUGCAUGUGAAGCCUAUGAAAAUAUUUAAAAAUUUUAAGUGGCAAGAACACUAAUAAACAAAGCUUUGAACCUCAUAUUUGUUAGCAUAGCAUUAUAGUUUUUGGCAUCAGUGCUUUUUUAAAAUGUUUGAAGGUGAUGUAGUUUGUUCACUUAAAAAAAAUAAUAAUUUAACAGUAUUAAUGUGUAUGAUAUCCUAGUCCUAAUAUUUUGCGGCUACUUUUUGGCCAUUCUGUGCGUUCCUGUGUUGACAUUUAAUGGGGUGAUGUGGGGGAAGAUAAACAUUUUUGGAAGAUUUUCCAACUUUUUUAUGUAUUCACUAAGUGAAGCUUUAUUUAAUUUGGUUUGUCAGUUUCUGACAGGUUUGAAUACAGAUAUAAUUAGGACAGAAUGUAUUUCCUUAUUUCCAUUCCAUUAUUGCUAUGUGCUUUUUGUAUUGAUAAUGUUACUUUUGUAUACGUAAAAUUAAUGUUGUAAUAAUUGUGUUCAAAUUGUUUUUGAGAAUUGUGUAUUUCAAGACUUUUUCAAUGCCAGAUGAUACAAAAUUGUGCAAACCCAGCUGCUUUUGACCAAAUUCUGACAUCUGAGUGGGCUUGUUCCCUAUUCUAACAAACGUAGACAGAUUGUUUUAAUAAAGAUGAUGUGUCUUGAUUGAACUUUGGCCGCAAUAAUUUGCGAGUAAAGUUAGGUGUUUAAGUGGAUAUUAAAGUGUUGCAGCAGUGCCCACAAUUCUUCGAUUUUUCCCUUUACAUAUCAGUUGCCACGGUAUAAAUUUUUUUGUCAAAUAUUCUAUACAAUAUGAUAACUUUUGAAAAUAAAAUAUGAGUUUAUUCUUUGGUAGUUUUUUCUCAUGAGAUUUUAGUUGUUAUAAUUGUGCUAAAAUCCAUAAAUUUUUAAUUUCCAAUGCUGUACUUCUUGAAUUUAGCAUAAUACCUAUUUUUAAUUCAAUUUAAUACUCUUACAGUAUGUAUGUGUAUAUUCCUUUUCCUUUCAGAAUUUUUAAAAUCUCUUGAAAGUUGAAAUGAGCUUUUCAUGAUAACCAGUAAAGUAUAAUGAAACAAGAAUGCAAUAUAUCGGACAAGAAUGCAAUAUAUCAGAAACUGCAUAGUUUAUACCAAAAUAAGUAAUGUAUUGAAAUUGUAAAAACCAAAUCAAAGUAAUUUAAUGACCUUUUUUGUAUAAAAUACUUAGGCUGUUGUAAGUUAUAUUAAUCUUUUGUCAAUAUCAUCUUACUUGAGGGGUAAGCUAUAAAAAAAAAGUAUUUGAAUAAAGUAUUUCUGUUUAUGGUGGAUAUUACCCUUUUGGCCACUUAUUACUUAUAAGUUAAGAUGUUAUCACCAUUUAAACCAUUUAAGGCAUACUUUCACCUAUUUAGUGCUUGAUGGUAGUCUAUUUCUCUGUAUAUAAGUACUACCAAACCUUUUAACACUGUUUAAUUAAUAAGUCAUAAAAGCAAAAUGUCUGUGGUUUGGCACCAUUUUUUUCUUGCUGUGUGUUGCACAAGUCAAAAAAAAAAAAUAUUAUGAACAUCUACAAAACAUAUAUUUAAGUAACAUAUUUAAUUGUAACCACUGUACUCAGUGUAUUAUGUGUGGUUGAAUUUGUAGUAACAAUUCGCGGGUGCGCGGGAAAAAGGGGAUAUGUCAAAAUUACUUAAAUUAAGAUAUUAAACAUUUAAAGUUCUUCCAAGUAUGCAAGAUCAGUAAUCCAAAAGUUCAGUGCCAUAGAAUAACACACAAGGGUGCUAGACUUAACCCAUUUGGACCAAUUUGUUGAGCUUGUUCUCCUUUAUUUCAUACCAUAAAAUUUUUUUGCCAAUAUUUGACUUAUCCCCUUAUUCCCGCGCACCCGCGAAUUUGCACAAAAGACAAAAAACCUUUUAGAUAUUUGUUAUUUAUUACAUUUGUAUUUUUGUACAUAUGAUUAAAUUAAUGUUUUCUUUCAUCUUGUAUAUUUAACUAGUUUUAAAAGGUUUAAUUUAUUACAUAUGAUUUAAGCUUUGCUACACUAACUGCGAAACAGUAUUAUUUUGGUUUCCUUUUAGCAUGACAUUUUGCAAACAUUUUCACCUUUGAAAUGAAAGAGAUGUACCGUAUUUACCCGAAAAUAAUGCAACUCUGAAUAUAAUGCACCCCCAAACUUUUUAUUCUGAGUUCAUAAAAAAAUAUUUUAUGGAAAGAAGAUCGCAAUUCAGUUACAUAGAACUCGAAAAUUAUUUAAAUUAUUAAAUUUAGUCCAUAUUUAUUAGAGCCUUUCUGGUGCCACUCCAGUCAGGAGAGUGAUUUGCGUGAUCUCAUUUGAAACACCAUGCCAAAAUUUUAAAAAAAGAGGGAAAAAACAAGAAGAAAAAGUGUUUUGUGACUGUAAUUCAAAAUCGGAAGCUGUUCAGAAAGUAAGAAGAGUGUGGUGAUUUGUGGUGGUCACCUGGAAGGAGGAAAUAGGAGAGGGAGUUCUUCCCAGCAACCACAGUGAAGAGAAGCAGAAGGAACCAGUGACAAACUCCAUUUGCAUCCUCUCCUUCAUCCUGCAUCUCUCAUCCAUCACGCCUGUGCAGGGCUUUAGGAAGCCCCGGACUUCAGUGGUAUUAGAGAUGCAGUUUACAGACAGAGCGUGUAGUUUAUAAAUUAAGUGGUGGUUCAGGAGGCGGUAAUUGACAGGGGUCUACAGUGAUGCAAGUGACACAUUUAAGAAGCACAGCAUGCACUUUUUAAACUAAGCCAUUUCCAAUGCAAGAUACAAAUUUGCAAAUAUAAUGCGACUCCCACCCUUAGUUUCUACAGAUUUGGUACAAAUCAUAGCAUUGUUUUCAGGUAAAUACAGUAGUUUUGGUUGUAUAUGGGUAACAGUGGAUAGUUAGUUUUAUGUUAUACGUAUAUAGUUAGGAAGCUACAAUAUUAAAAUUAAAAUUAAUGAAGCACUUAAAAGUGUAAUAUGUACUUUUAUGAAUCAUCAUAAUUCUAAUUCUUAAAACAUAUUUACCCACAACCUAUGUUCUAAAAUGCACUAAAAUUUACAUGAAUAAAUAUUUUAUUUUUCUUAAUAUUUAUUAACAGUUUACAGAUAUAGUAGUUAAUAUUAAAUGGUCCCUUUCAUUACCACCGCAAUUAAAAGAGUAAAUUUUUAAAUAUUUAAGCUAAAUAUUUAUUUAUUAAUUAAUUUAUUUUGAAUUAGAUGUCAGCAUUUCAUAAUUAAGAUCUUCCAUACUUCAGGAGGAAAAUGAACCACAUUUUAGUGUAAAAUAUUAAUUGAUAUUACAAACUCUUUUCUAAACAUGACUAGAACAAAGACAGAAUUUUUGAUAAAUUGUUCAUGCCUAUUGGCCGUUGAGCAUUCUCACAAAUGCUAGCUUCAGCAGGUUGUCUGCUUUGUAAUUUGUGUAGGGUUGCAUAGUUAUUGUGCUUUAGGCAUUCACUAUUAUUUAGUUUUACAAGCAUACCUAUAUAAGCAGUUUAAUCAUAUAUUUAUUUAUUUAUAAAAGUUUCUUGGUAUUUUCCAUUGUCUCCCAUAAUGUGUAUAGAAAAGAUUUUCAGUGUUAGGAGAAAAUUAAUAUAUAUAUUUUAUUUCAAUAUACAUAAAUUACAUUUAGUUAAUUAAUUAAUUUAGAAUUCACUGGUUGCUGGAAUGGUUUGAUGCAUGUUAUCAUGACAUCCUAUCUCAAAACUUCUUUAAGAAUAUUGAAAAAGAUUAGAAAUAUGAACACAUAUUUUAUAGUUUGAAUUUUCAGUGAAAACAGAGUUUCUGCCUAUUUUAACAUUUGUUGUUGAUUUAUAUUAUCGUAUCAGUGCAAAUUUGAAUGAAGGCUUGAAUAUAGGCAUAUGACAGGUUUUGAUUCUUGGUAAUAUGACUAAGGACUAGGGCUUUGAGCAUUUAAACCAUGGAGAGUGAUUUGCAGCUUGUUUUAGUUUAUGCCAGUUCUUGCUGGUUGUUUCUAGUGGUUUUGUGUUGGCAGCAGUUCUCACGCCCUGCCUUCUCAUUCCACAUCAACAAAUUCAUUAAUCCAAAAGAAAAAUGAUUGAACAGUCUAAACCAUAACCCAACAUUUAGUUACCUAAAUAUUUUGUAGCAAUCACAUGAAAUUGUGUAGCAAUAACAAUUAAUAAAACUGUCAGCCUGCAGAAAUCUUAAGUAAUUUGAGUUAAGAGACAUUGAUAAAAUACUGUAAUAUGAGUUGUGGAAAUUUAUGUUACAAACUAGCUGCCCGACCCGGCUUCGCACGGCUAUACUAAUGGAAAAAAUUAAGCCACAUCUCCUAUUUAUAGUAAUGGUAAAUUGAAAAAAAUUCAGUGAAAAUUUAUUACAAUGCUGUAUAAUGUACCGGAGAGAAAAUGAAUAGCACCAAUGGUUUCCCGACUCGUGCACGCAACGUACAACUGAUGUACCCGUACUUCGCUACGGCAGUCUACAGGCAGAUCACUCUUGCGCCGCUCAUUAUACAUGCCCCUCCUUGUGGGUACGCCACUGCCGCGCGAUGCCCGUUGCCAUGGAGACGCAGAAGGCAUGAACAAUGCAAAAUCCUGUUCUCAUGCAGACAAAGUACCCACUGUUGCCUGGUUUUAACCACCCAUGGGAUCUAAUUUUCGGAAAAUGUCAUCCUGCGUAACAUAAGGUACAUUACUGUGAAGUUUCAAGUCUGUAAAAUAUAUAUACUUGAAAAAAAGGGCAAUUUUUGAUAUUUAAAGUACCCGCCAAAAUUUCAACGGUGAUGAGGACUGCACUAACAAUGACAUAGUCGUUGCCAUAGAGACGAAUGAAGCAUCAACAAAGCAACAGCUGUUGCCAUGGUGAUUUCCUACCAAAAACUGGAAAUUUUGAUACAUUACGCCCCCGAAACUCCCCUUGUGAUCGGAUUUCCGCAGAAUCCGUUCUUAGUGAGCGUCUACAUCACAAAAUGAGUAACUAUGCUAAAUUUCAAGUCAAUCGGGUGUAUAGUUUUAGCGAUCUUGUGAUGAGUGAGUCAGUGAGUGGUGUUUUAUCCCCUUGGAGGUAGAAUUAAUCAAAAUCCUUUCUUAGCGGAUGCCUACGUCAUAACAUCUACCUGCAUGCCAAAUUUCAUCCCGAUCCGUCUAAUGGUUUGGGUUGUGCAUUGAUAGAUCACUAUGUCAGUCAGUCACCUUUGAGUUAUAUAUAUUUAGAUGUGAACUUUGUUUUGUGCAUUCAGUAAGUGCAUAAGAGUUGAUUUAGAGGCUUCUGGAUUUAAAAGGCUUGGGUUUUAUGGAAUGAAACUUAUUUCUACAAAGUUACAAUUUGUGGUGGUAUGAAUUUUUCUCCAGUAUUUUUUUUUAAACCAAUACUUAUUUUCAUGAAUCAAUUUAGUGUCAGUAAUUACAUGCAAAUUUUUCCUUAUAAUUUUUCCCAUGAGUAUUUAACUACUUAGACUAUUUUACUGAAAGAAAGUAUAAGUUAAUGAUUGUGUCUUCUAACUGGUAUUAAGUAGUCUAGAGUAUAUGCCAUAUUGUAUUGUUUGAUUUGCUGACAUUUACAAAAUUCUACUUUAUACUUUAUAGAUUAUAGUUAUCACAUUGUAUUCUUUGGCAUAAUUCACACCCCAACUAAACAUUGUAUUCUUCCCCAAACACAAAACAGUUGCAGCUUCCUAGAAUUACUAAAUACAUUAUGUAUGGAAAUUUAUAGUUAGUUAUCUGUAAGUUAUUUUAGAAUAAAUUUUGUGUGGUAUGUGUAAUCUGAGAGGCACCAUUAUCGGUGAUAAAUAUAGUGUUUCUCUCGAAAGAAUGAGAAAACCGCAUAAGACACACUACUUUUUAUCAGAGUUGCAAAAAGUUCUCAUUAUUUUCAAUCUCAUCUUUGAAAUAGUGAUAUUAAAUUUUCUUGUAGUAGUGCUAAGUGGUGUGUGUUGCAUAUUUUAGUGGCUGGAAGUGUCUCUUGUGUCCAAUGUGAAUUUUGUAAUGGUCUCUGUGUAAAAAAAAAACCCGCUGCACUUGUUUAUUUAGAGUAUGUACUACAUGCCAGUUUAAAUUGCUGAAGGUUGUUGUUAUCUUUCAUGAAACUCUUGCAACGAGUAAACUAAUGAAGUAAGGUUAUGUAUAUUCUAAACACUAAAAAAAGCAAUGUGUGGUGACGUCUUUAGCAAUAUGGAACUAGAUAGGGACCUUAAUAUCUCUUGAGAACUGUGUUAAAGUUAAAUUGAAAACUUUUCGAAAAGUGAAUUUAUACUUGUGCCUACAUGAACAUGUUUUUUUUUUUUGUGUGUGUGUUUUUUUGGAAGGAAGCUCUUUUGAUGGAGUCUUAAAAAGGUUGAGAGUUUGAUAGAAACUCUGUCUCAACAAAUGAAUUGUUCAUUGUUACCACAUUCUUUCAUUCGGCUCCUUGUGAGCUCGGAAAGUUUUUCACUCUCUUACGCUUUGUACAGAAUAAGGUUUACUGUUGUCACAGAUUUAAUCUUUUUACAUUGUUACUUAAUGUUGAAAUGUUAAGAAUGUGUGUUGUACUUUUUUGCUGUAUGUUGAACUUACUCAGUGAUAAGUGGACUCUCUUCACUCCUUCUUGCCUUGUAGCCUAGUCUACCAUCAUUAAUAAAUUCCUUUUGUGCAGUAGUCAAAUAAUACAUACGUAACUACAAAAAAAUUAUUGUAUCUGAAGCACAUGUACCUAUGUAAUUGUAGCAAGCAAUGGAUUUUUCGCUUCAAGUACUGACUAGCAACUAGUACUGAAAAUAAUAAACCAAUUAUAAUGAUUUUAUUGCAUCACACUCACUGAACUGAUUUAUCACGUUGCAAUUACUCUUUAUCUUAAAUAUUUUGUUGUGCAUGUUUUAUAAUUUUUAAUGCACUUUGGAACAUCCAAGUAAGUUUCAUCACAUUGUGCCUAACCCCUGAACAAAAUUGAUUAAAAACUGUAUGAACAUAAUUUAAAAUAAAUUUGUAGGUUAUUUAAAAAAAAAAUGAUUUAUUAGUUUAUGGGCAGAUACGUGGUUGUACUACCAUGAAAACUUUGAUGUAUAUAAAAACACCUCACAAAGAAAGUUAGACUGAGGUGUAGUGUAUACCGUAUCUACCCGCGUGUGGUUCGCAGAUUUUAUGCCAAUUUUUCGUUCAAUAAAAUGUACUGCAUAUGUGAAUUUUCCAUUUAGGGUAUAAAAAAAUGAACCCUGUUGUGGUUCACUAUGUGCUUAAUUAACUAGCCUGUGUUUGGUUUUAAUAAAUAUGUCACAAGUAAAUAUAAAUUGUUUAAUUAAAAUAUCUCAGCAGUGUUUGUAAGCAUCAUGAACUGUGCCGUUAAGCUGUCUGCCGCCUAUCGUGUAAGUGACGUGGCUGUCUACCACCGGGCUAUGGUGCGUGGCAAGAAGGGGAAUCUAAAAAAAAACCAGCCAGGGAGCAUGAAAGAGGGGAAGGGAGUAUUUGCGUGUGUGUGACCAUUUAAUUUCCAUGAACUGGCAUGGUACUCGAACAUCAUGUUUCUAUCUCAAAAGAUUUUUGUGUCCAAACAUUAUUUAUGCGUGAGAUUUCCUACGCUUUUUACUGCAACAUUUCAUUCAUGACAAAACUGCUGUAAAUAGCGUACUUGUUAUUAUUGAAGAAUGGCAGUCUUUUCUCUCUUGCGGAAGGUGACAGGUUAAAAAAAAAUACAUGGAGGAAAGGGAAACAAUUUCCCUUUGUAUUUUUUGUUAGAUAGUGCCUAGUCGUGGGGGAGGGCCAUAACGGAUGAAGAGGAAAAAGGAACCCCAACCAGUGUUUCUUACGCUGCAAUAAGCUGAGACACGGACCAUAAAGACUUACCUUGUAUUCUACUGGAGACAGAUUUAUGGCACAACUCAUAUUCGAGGAUGACUCUAACCGUGAAAAAAUUAAGAUUUUUUGGCCCAAAAUUAAGAGUGCAUUUUCAAGUAUCGUACACUCAACAUUAAGCUUGGUCGCAUAAUUAUUAGUACAUAGUAAGUUUUGUAUGAUCAGUGGCGGAUGUAAGGGGAGGAGGGAAUGUGUGAUAUAUAUCCUCCAUACCACCCUCUUCCCCCCAAAGCUAUGACAAAAUUUACCAAAUAUUAGUGAAGACAGUAUGUUGUUACUAUGUGAGAAGCCACGUUGCCUACGGCUACUACUGUAGCCCCUAUGUCAGUGUGUUGGUGUCAGUACUAAUGUAAGUUUUUUUAAAUAUACGUGCUCAAAUUUAAAAAAAAAAUUCCUGUAUCCACCACUGUGUAUGAGUAUUAUGGUAAUUUUAACAUUAAUUUUCCAUGUUAUAUUGCUAGAUAGUAAAAAACCAUCAAAAAAUAGCAUAUAUCUCAUUUUUGUUCUGCCUUUAAAAAAAAAAAUACAAAUUUGUGACAGUUUCUCAACCUAAAUUGUUGUCAUAUUUAAUGUAAUGGGUGUACGCUUAUAUCCACAAGGCAACUCAGUACUUGAAGUGAAAGAUUACAUACUCAUACUUAAACAAUGUAAAUUAAGUUAUGUGUACCAAACAAUCAAAGAUUAAUUAACUAUGGUAAUAUAUAACAAAUUACUUCGCUUCUUUUUUGUUUAGCUCACCACACUCGUUUACACAACAUCAACUUGCCACAUCAAAAUGUCAAGUAGAACACAGUUACAGUAGUUGUAAGUUCAUUGUUUAAUUGGUGUUCUCUGUUCUCCAUGCUAUGAAAAAAAUCAUAUUUUACAUUUCAGUAAAAUUUCUUCUUUAAAGCACUUUCUGGGUAAACUUAAAUGCUACAUUACUUAUAACCUUUUGAAGUGUGACAUUUGCAGGUACAGAUAAUUAACACAGCCAUCAAGGACCCGAUGCUGUAUAAACCUACAAUUUAUGACAUUAAUUUUGUCUAAAUUCUUUCAUUUUGAAAUCAAGUCUUGGGAAAAAAUACUGUUAUAGAUAACCACAUCCUUUGAAGUUUGCUUUCUGCUAAAAAAAUUUGUUGGGUCUUUCUGUAAGGUGUGGAAAAUGUUCCAGUUUUUUGGUUUGGAUAUUUUUUUUAUGAAAUUUAAAUAAAUAUAAUAUUUAAUGCCCUUCAAGUUUUAGAGAUGGUAGACUGGCAUUAUAAUAAAAUCGCUGUUUCAUUUUCAUUUCUUUAAGUAAUUUAUCUUCACUAUAUAUUUGAGCAUACAUAUAAUUAUUAAAUUGCAUUACAUGUCGAUCUUAGAGACUUAUCAUUAGUUUUCAAUGUGAUGCUAUGAAAAAUUAUUUGUGUUUAUACAUGCCACAAAUAUUGCUGACAAAAGCAAUAUCAGCUGAUUAACCACAGUUUAUAAACUAAUGGGACCAUGAGUAAUAACUGUAAUGUGCUUAGUAAAAUUACUGUGGGUGGACUUAAAAUUUAUGCCAAUUUAAAUAUGAAAAUUAUUAGGAGACAAAGUGCAUUGGCUAGACCAUUCUGGAGUCAUUUCUGCUUUAGAAUAACAUGCACUGUUUAUGGUAAUCACUGUAAUUAAUACACUUCAACCACUAACAAGGCAUGGACUUUCACUGAAGAACAGAGGGCACCAAAGUAAAAGAAAUUCUAAAAUUUUGAAUCUGAUGGUUUGUAGUCAGUUUCACAACUAGACCUUGCAUGUGAAAUGCCUUUCUAACAUGACUGCUAGCCAUCAAGUUUAUUCAACAACUCGCAUAAAUAUGAAAAAUUAGUAAAUAAUUUGUAAAUUUAGGCUAAGACCUGAGAUGUGAGCAAGUAGAUGGAGCAUGCUGCAUUAUUAUAUGAUUGUGCUCUGAUGAUGACCAUACUAAAGUAAACUCAAAAUAAUCAUGUUAUUUUGUGUAUAAUUUUGGUAAAUACUAUGCUACUCAAGAAGGACAUGGCUCGGCACGGAACAACUUAGCAUUGCAUCUCGAAACUCACACACAGGAUCGGAAGGUCCCGCCAUAUCCACUUCAGCCUCAUGCUCACUACAUUAAAAAGGUCCACCAGAACCAGUCGGCCGAGCCUGAACUAUCUUCUGGCAAUGAACCUGGCCAAGUUGAGCUGUGCUGAGCCAACCCGCACCAAGUUUCAGUGGGUUAAUUUACUAUGUCUUACUUUCUUGUUUAUCCUCCCUUCGGAGCGGGGGCCUUGCCAUUCCGGGCCGAGCCUUGUCGGGUCGACUGCUUUAAUGAAAUUAGAGUUCAAUGUUUAUUGUUCUUUGCAGUAAAAAUAUCUGUAGCAUUGGCAGUUGGACAUUGGUGGAAAUCAAGUUCAACGUAGCCAGUUGUAUCGGACUUGUGAUUAUUUUAAAAAAUUUUACUGUUUUACAGCUUUUAUUUCUUCAGUUCUUUUACUAAAUUCUGGCUGAGGAUUUCGGCAGAAUGAAUUAUGCUACCUUUCUUCAUCUGUGUCAAUGGUAGUUGAGUAAGGCCAUUGCUCUUUCCUUGUUGUCAAAAAUAAUUAUUUAUCCUUUAUGUCAUUCCAUGAUUAUUUUCUGUGUUCAAAUUAAACCAAACAUAUGGUAA